AUGACAACCGUCCGAUCAAAUUCAACUCUUGUCUUCUUCUUCUUAAUCCUCCUAAUCACACCCUCCCAAUCACUCUCAUUCUCUUCUUAUUUCCGUUUCCGAGAAUUCUUCUCCCUCGCACACUCCAUUUUCACCGGCGUCGCAAACCUCCGUGCCGCCAGAGGCGAUGUCGCCGGCGCCGAAAGAGCCAGGACAAUCGCAAACAGUUUGGAGAAGGUCACUAGCUUUGGAUUCUUGAAGCUCGUGUGGUCCGCUUGGUCUUGGAACUGGUUCUUGAAGGAACUCCCGUUCAAGGAGCUCUAUGGUGCCGUUUCUGACAUCAACGAGUUUCUUAGGGGUUUGAAUGAGUUGACUCGUUUGGAAUCGGCCGCCGAAAGGGCUGUUUGGCUCACGAGAAAUUACCAAAAUCUCCUCACCGUUACGAAAUCGCUGUCUCGCAAACUCCUCAAAGCGUUUGGUCAAUCGGAAAUGGUGAGGGAAAUAGUGAAGAUUCUGCGAAUUGAGGUUGUGGAAGGUGGGUUAAUCAAAGAUUGUCUUUUACUUGGUGGCAAUGAUUUGAAGGAUUUGAUCAAAGUUGCCAAGGAUUUAGUAUUACAAUUUUUUCCUAUGAAUAAUAAAAACUAUGAGCUAUAA
Lathyrus sativus (Indian pea) is the source of this 633-nucleotide messenger RNA. Lineage: Eukaryota; Viridiplantae; Streptophyta; Magnoliopsida; Fabales; Fabaceae. The record is from the annotation of a GenBank genome assembly.